UAAUUGCUCUUACUGCAUUUUACGGCCUAGCAUGUCUUGGCGAACUCCUACCAAAUGAUAAAGGAGACAAAUGCAAGAACAAAGAAUCACAAAACAGCAAACAGAAUCUCGCUAAUCAUCAACCCAACAAACGACACGCUAUGUCCA
Messenger RNA from Racocetra persica, 147 nucleotides. NCBI's taxonomy places the organism in Eukaryota, Fungi, Glomeromycota, Glomeromycetes, Diversisporales, Gigasporaceae. The record is from the annotation of a GenBank genome assembly.